AUGAAGCACUUUUUAGACCAAAGGGCUCAGGAUAUCGUUGAUGAGAGCGACGAGAACUUUUCUGUCAAGUUCGAAUUAGUCUACACAAUGGGCACACAGCGACCGGUCGAGUAUAGCCCGUCUAGGUGGGUUUGCAUUCACAACGUUUUGGACAUAUUUAGAAGGCUGGUACCAGAAGUCGAAAAGAGUCACCCCAAGUCUGUUGAGUUGGUAAAGCGCCAUGAAGGAUCUUUUCCUAGAACCCGCAUCAUCAGCGAAAGCGUCAGGGAGGCAUUACUCUACGAAGUAGCUAAGGAAGCCACUCCCUCACACGCCGAAAUCGAAGCUGUCGAAAGCUCGAUCAUCUGGGCAAAGGACAACCCUGCCCCACGGGCCAAAUUCAGUCAUCCCGAGAUCAUUAUAAUUCUUACAUCUCUUUGCUACUAUUAUGAGGGAUUGACUGACGAAGAGCUUUUCCUAAGCCUCAGGCAUCUUUUGCUUUCUGAUCAGGCAGACAUGGAGUAUCGUGCGUGGGUGUCCGACAGCGACAAACUGCCCUUGGCAUUCCAUCAGGUAUCGGGAGUCAACCUAGAGGAUCGCACUCAGUGCAUCGAACACAUAUUUCCUUCUUUCCGGUUUUCAAAGAGUGCGGUCGACUACUUCCUUGCUCAUGUUGUGUUCACCAAAGAACUAAAAGAAUUCCCUCACAAACUGUCUGCGUCAGGAUGGGACAUUGGCGAGACGAAGGCACAUCCUACUACCGGAUUCAGCGGUACGUGUGAUGCUCGAGCAUUCUUGCCUUUUACAGUCACUCAACUCGACCUUCCUGAUCAAAGACAUACGAAUGCACUGGUCAUGACAUAUCUUCUUCAAGAGGAGAAUUCCGUCGAGUUGAUGUCACCUAGCACAGAUGUCCAUAAAUCCGAUGCGGAGACCUUGCUUGAGACAGUCAUCAAACUGCAGCCACCUGUGCGCGUCAUUCUCGACGUAGGGGCACAAAUUCUGGAACUAGACAACGUUGGGGUUGCGAAGCGGUGGCUCGAGAUGAUGGAUGAUACUGAGAGUACCCAAGCGGUCAUUUUCUGUGACGAGAACGAUCAUAUCUCUGUGAUUGAUCGCAAGGGCCGAAUCGAACCACUACACACAUCUCCUUUUCUGAGCCGAACUGAUGUUUGCCUUGUCUUCCUUGACGAGGCUCACACACGGGGGACAGAUCUGAAGCUUCCCAAGCACUACAGAGCCGCAGUGACUCUCGGGGCAAAUCUGACCAAAGACAGACUGGUGCAAGCUUGUAUGAGGAUGAGGCAGUUAGGCAAAGGACAAACGGCUGUAUUUUGUGUUCCCGACGAGACCCGACAAAAGAUAAUGAAACGAUUUGAUUGCAACGAAUUGGAUCUAACAGUUGAACACAUCCUUAAAUGGGCCAUCUCGGACACUUGGAUAGACAUCCAGCGCGGGAUAUGGCUAUGGGCGAACCAAGGGCGACGGCAUCAGCGGCAUGCUGAGCUGUGGAAAGAGGCUCUCGUGGCAAACUCGAUUGUGGUUGACAGGACUCUGGCAGAAAAGUUUCUGGAAGAUGAAGCCCAAAGCCUCGAACGGAGGUACAAACCAGAUGAUCCAGCUGCGUUUGUCGGUAACGGGACAGCAGUAGAUGGAAAGGUGGAUGCCAUCACUGAGAGGCUCCUUCAGUUCGGUGGGGCCGAUCCCAAAUCAGCUACAUUUCGAGAGGAGCAAGAGCGUGAACUAUCACCAGAGAUAGAACAGGAACGAGAAGUACAAAAGCCACCUGAUGCCACUCCGGCUACACACAGUAUUCACCCGGAUAUUCAAGCAUUUAUCUCCAGUGGCCUCAUCAAAAGAGACUCCGAGGGCUGCAUGCCAGCGUUCCAGGCGCUCGCUGAAACGAGCGCAUCACGCCACUUUGAUACGAAGAAGUUCCCUCCAGGACUCUUAGUUACGGAAGACUUUGCACGGACUAUAGUUCCUUUUGAAAAGGGACAUCUAUCAGAUAUUUAUCAGCGGUCUGUUCAAUGGAUCCUGAUAACCAAAUCAUACAACGGAGUCAUUGACGUCGCCAUGAUCAUCAGUCCUUUUGAGGCCCAGAAACUGCUGCCCUCGAUUCAGAAAUCAGGAUUUGUGUCGUUACACCUCUAUGCUCCGCGGCCAAAUACAGGAUUUCGGGCUCUCGAUUCUCUUGAUCUGUAUACGAUCGCUCGGCAACCAGUAAUGCGGGUCCUUCCACGACAAUUGGUUACCGAGCUGAAUCUUUUCGCCGGGCAGAUGUAUGCGGAUUCUUUUGAGGAGUAUCUUGAGAUCCGCCAGUUCCUUGGAUUUGAAUCACCUGUGAAUAAAGAGAAAAGCGAAAAUGGACAAACGGCUCUUAUUGUUGGCCCGACCGGUGCUGGCCAAUUUGAUGCAGGCCUGAUUCAGUUCAUGAAGGUUCUCAUGAUGAAGAUAAGAAGGAAUUCCGAUCAAGUUAUAAAUCGUAUGUUGCAAAAAGGCAAAUUGCGCCCAAAGACGGGCUCUGCGGCCCUCGGUCACGUCAAGCAGCACCCGGUGUCUCGGAACCAGCGGCCCGCACCCGCUCGUCCGGAGAUCCGGAAUCAGGCCACCGACCAACGCCAAACCGAGGGUGUCGGGCUUCACCUCCGUCGAGCUGAAAUUUUCUUCUCUCUCGCGCCGCACGAGUACAUGGCGCGCCUAAAAAUGGUGCAUUUCACAUCCUGCGGAAGGGGGGGAACCCCUGGGAGGCGGCGGGCGCGCCCUGCAUGCGCCCUGCAUCGAACUUUGCGCCCAGGUGCAAGGUUCUGA
Messenger RNA from Colletotrichum truncatum, 2790 nucleotides. Lineage: Eukaryota; Fungi; Ascomycota; Sordariomycetes; Glomerellales; Glomerellaceae. The record is from RefSeq and is a predicted model, not a curated record.